Messenger RNA from Melospiza georgiana, 2732 nucleotides. It is a transcript of the gene SELP, whose product is annotated as selectin P. The transcript has 16 exons. The record is from RefSeq and is a predicted model, not a curated record. Gene Ontology annotation, cellular component: membrane; external side of plasma membrane. Gene Ontology annotation, molecular function: oligosaccharide binding; sialic acid binding. Bases 70 to 2442 code for a protein of 790 amino acids. Gene Ontology annotation, biological process: heterophilic cell-cell adhesion; response to cytokine; leukocyte tethering or rolling. NCBI's taxonomy places the organism in Eukaryota, Metazoa, Chordata, Aves, Passeriformes, Passerellidae.
UCUGCCAGGAGGACACGGACUCUGGGCUCUCCUGGCACCUCCCUGGGCAUCGCUGCCAUCACAUGGGGCAUGGUGCUGUGGAUGCAGGUGGGUGCCUGGACCUACCACUACAGUGACCAAGGAGACUACACGUGGGAGCAGGCCAGGAAUUUCUGCCAGACCUUCUUUACCGACCUGGUGGCAAUCCAGAACCAGCAGGAGAUCGAGUACCUCAACAAGAGCCUGCCCUUCCACGGGCGCUACUACUGGAUCGGCAUACGCAAGCUGGGCGGCGUCUGGACCUGGGUGGGCACCGGGAAGGUGCUGUCCAAGGAGGCAGAGAACUGGGCACGGGGGGAGCCCAACAACCGCCGCUCCAACCAGGACUGCGUGGAGAUCUACAUCCAGCGGCCACAGCAGGCCGGCAAGUGGAACGACGAGCCCUGCAACCGGAAGAAGAAGGCGCUGUGCUACCGGGCCUCCUGCCAGCCCUUCCUGUGCAGCCAGCGUGGCGAGUGCGUGGAGACCAUUGGGAGCUACCGCUGUGAGUGCUACCCCGGCUUCCGCGGCCCUGAGUGCGCAGAUGCUGUGCAGUGUGCCAAGCUGGAGCCCAAGGGAGUGCCCAUGAACUGCAGCCAUCCCUACGGAGACUUCAGCUACAACUCCACCUGUGAGUUUGGGUGCCACGAGGGAUUUGAGCGGCGAGGGGCGGGCGUGCUGCGGUGCCUGCCUUCCCAGGAGUGGUCAGCAAACAUCCCCACCUGCACAGCCAUCACCUGUCCAGUGCUCAGAGCUCCAGACCAGGGAGAGCUGAAGUGCUCCCACAUCCAUGGGGACUUCACCUUUGGCUCCACGUGUGCCUUCUCCUGCCAGAAGGGGUUUGUGCUGAAGGGGCCGGAGAGCCGUGAGUGCACAGCCCUGGGGACCUGGACAGGGGAUGCAGCAAGAUGUGAAGCAAUUGCCUGCCCAGUGCUCAGUGCUCCAGACCAGGGGGAGAUGCACUGCUCCCACCUCCAUGGCAACUUCACCUAUGGAUCCGUGUGUGCCUUCUCCUGCCAGACAGGAUUUGCCUUGGUGGGGCAGCAGAGCCGUGAGUGCACAGCCUUGGGGACCUGGACUGGGAACACAUCACACUGUGAAGCUGUCACCUGUCCAGUGCUCAGAGCUCCAGAAAAGGGACAGCUGAACUGCUCCCACGUCCAUGGGGACUUCACCUUUGGCUCCACGUGUGCCUUCUCCUGCCAGAAGGGGUUUGUGCUGAAGGGGCCGGAGAGCCGUGAGUGCACAGCCCUGGGGACCUGGACAGGGGAUGCAGCAAGAUGUGAAGCAAUUGCCUGUCCACUGCUCAGUGCUCCAGAAAAAGGAGAGAUGCGCUGCUCCCACCUCCAUGGCAACUUCACCUUUGGCUCCACGUGUGCCUUCUCCUGCCAGAAGGGGUUUGUGCUGAAGGGGCCGGGGAGCCGUGAGUGCACAGCCACGGGGACCUGGACAGGGGGCACCCCACGCUGUGAAGCUGUCACCUGUCCAGUGCUCAGAGCUCCAGACCAGGGAGAGCUGAACUGCUCCCACCUCCAUGGGGACUUCACCUUUGGCUCCACGUGUGCCUUCUCCUGCCAGAAGGGGUUUGUGCUGAAGGGGCCGGAGAGCCGUGAGUGCACAGCCACGGGGACCUGGACAGGGGAUGCAGCAAGAUGUGAAGCUGUCACUUGCCCAGUGCUCAGAGCUCCAGACCAGGGAGAGCUGAACUGCUCCCACGUCCAUGGGGACUUCACCUUUGGCUCCAUGUGUGCCUUCUCCUGCCAGAAGGGGUUUGUGCUGAUGGGGUCAGACAGUCGCAAGUGCACAGCCACGGGGACCUGGACAGGGGAUGCCCCACGCUGUGAAGCCAUCAAAUGCUCAGCACUGACCAGCCCCAAGAUGGGCCAGGCUGCCUGCUCCCACCUCCAUGGGGACUUCACCUUUGGCUCCACGUGUGCCUUCUCCUGCCAGAAGGGGUUUGUGCUGAAGGGGCCGGAGAGCCGUGAGUGCACAGCCCUGGGGACCUGGACUGGGGACCCCACACAUUGCAAAGCCAUCAGCUGCCCAGUGCUGUCCCCCCCCAGCAGAGGCCAGCUGAGCUGCUCUCAUGUGCAUGGGAACUUCACCUACAACUCCACGUGCAUCUUUUCCUGUGAGGAGGGGUUUGUUCGGAUGGGAGCAGAGGUGCUCCAGUGUGAGGCCACAGGGAACUGGACCAGGGAUCCUCCUGUCUGUGCAGAGGACGGUGCCUUCCUAAAGCAAGUCCUGGCUUACAGCAGUGGCUCAGCCCUGGCAGUAGCUGGUCUUGUGCUCUCUGGGGGACUCAUUGCCCUCCUUGCCAAGAGGCUCAGUGACAGAGAGGAGAAGAGGAAGCUCCUGAAACCCACCAGUGACCUGGGAGCGCCGGGCACCUUCACCAACUCAGCAUAUGAUGCCAAUCUGUGAGCCUGCCUGAGACUGAAACCUACUGUGUCCCCCAGAGCUGCAGGCCCAGCAGGAGCUGCUGUGGGAGCACAGAGGGACUCCAUGCCUGUGGCUGUAUGUGGUUGGAGCCUGGACCAGAGCUGCCCCUGGACAUUGCCACCAUGCUGCGUGUGCAGCAUUCCCCUGGCAAGGGGAGCUGCCUCCAGUGCAGGCUGCUGGAGACCCACCAGGGGCCAAGAGCCAUGUGCUGAGGGCAGCCUGCCACCCAGCCCUUGGACAUUCUCCCACCAGGAAUUUGGACAUUCCCCAAU